UUCUUGAAAAUGCUGUUGUUAUCACUGAUCGAAUGGUUAAUGUGCCGUAUUGUAGUGCUUGCAAGGUUUGUAGCUAGGCCGACAUGGAGGAACACCGGUCACCAGCUCACGCCAAGCCCGAGGCCGAGCAGCCACCGCAGCAGCAGGUGCCGGCGGCGAUGGCGGUGGCAGUGGCAGUGGACGUCGCUGCUCCAGCAGCGCUACAGAAUAGUACUGCGGCUCCUGCUGAGAACGGGGACGUCGCUGCUGCGGGCGCGGCAGAGAAUGGUACUGCGGCUUCCGCUGCGAACGGGGACGGCGGCGGCUCGGAGCUGCUCGGCGGUCCACGCUGGACGGGGCUGCACCUUUUCGUGAUGAACAUCCGGAGCGUGUUCAAGCUGGACGAGCUCGGCGCGGAGGUGCUGGGCAUCGCGGUGCCGGCGUCGCUGGCGCUGACGGCCGACCCGCUCGCCUCGCUGAUCGACACGGCCUUCAUCGGCCGGCUGGGGUCCGUGGAGAUCGCGGCCGUGGGCGUCGCCAUCGCGGUGUUCAACCAGGUCAUGAAGGUGUGCAUCUACCCGCUCGUCAGCGUCACCACGUCGUUCGUCGCGGAGGAGGACGCCGUGCUCAGCAAAGGCGGCGCCAAGGUCAUCGACAACGGAGAAGAAGAAGAAGAAUUAGAAGCGGGACAAGUUGGCCCGGAGAAGCACACUGCCGCUGCCGGCGCGGACCCGGAGAAGCAGCAGCAGCCAGCUGAUGAAGAAGCCGCCAAGAACGGCGGCGAGGGAUGCGCCCCUGCCGUCGUCGCCGGCCGGAGUAGCGGCAAGAAAUCAGGGAACAGGAGGUUCGUGCCGUCCGUGACGUCGGCACUGAUCGUGGGCGCGCUCCUGGGGCUGUUCCAGACCGUCUUCCUCGUCGCCGCCGGGAAGCCGCUGCUGCGCCUCAUGGGCGUCAAGCCGGGUUCGCCCAUGGUGAUGCCCGCGCUGCGCUACCUGACGCUGCGCGCGCUUGGCGCCCCGGCCGUGCUGCUGUCUCUCGCCAUGCAAGGAGUCUUCCGUGGGUUCAAGGACGCCAAGACGCCCUUAUACGCCAUCGUGGCCGGCGACGCGGCGAACAUUGUGCUGGAUCCGAUCCUGAUAUUUGGCUGCCGCCUGGGCGUGAUCGGCGCAGCCAUUGCCCAUGUUCUUUCCCAGUACCUGAUAACGCUGAUAAUGCUGAGCAAGCUGGUGAGGAAGGUCGAUGUCGUCCCGCCCAGCCUGAAAUGCCUCAAAUUCCGGCGCUUCCUCGGAUGCGGAUUCCUUCUGCUGGCACGGGUGGUGGCCGUGACGUUCUGCGUGACGCUGGCGGCGUCGCUGGCUGCUCGCCACGGGCCGACCGCCAUGGCCGCCUUCCAGAUCUGCACCCAGGUCUGGCUGGCCACGUCCCUCCUCGCCGACGGGCUCGCCGUCGCCGGCCAGGCCAUGAUCGCGAGCGCCUUCGCCAAGGAGGACCGCUACAAGGUGGCCGCCACCGCCGCGCGCGUCCUGCAGCUCGGCGUCGUCCUGGGCGCCGCCCUCACGGCGCUCCUCGGACUCGGGCUGCAGUUCGGAGCCGGCGUCUUCACCAGCGACGCCGCCGUCAUCAAGACCAUCCGGAAGGGCGUUCCGUUCGUCGCCGGCACGCAGACGCUCAACACGCUAGCCUUCGUCUUCGACGGCAUCAACUUCGGCGCGUCGGACUACGCCUUCUCUGCCUACUCCAUGAUCGGCGUGGCGGCUGUCAGCAUCCCGUCGCUCAUCUUCCUCUCGUCGCACGGCGGCUUCGUCGGCAUCUGGGUAGCCCUCACCAUCUACAUGGGCGUCAGGGCCCUUGCCAGCACCUGGAGGAUGGCAGCAGCCCAGGGGCCAUGGAAGUUUCUUCGGCAGUGAGCAUAUACGUACAGUCUCGUGUCGAUCGUACUUUACCUUGAUUUUAGUUUUAUUUCUUAUUUGUAACCGAAGGAUACUGGCUACUUGCAAAGCCUAAAUGUUCUAAUGUAACUAGAAACAAAUAGUCAUGAUGAAAACAAUAUGGUUAGCAUUUCUAGCAACGCUAUUUACACGAGUCAUCUUGUUUGAUUUUUUUUAAUAAAUAAUUUUAAGAAAGAAGUGAGUAUAUGAGUUACACAAUAACACGCACAACCCAAACGACCCUAGUACGUAGAGAUUGGAAUGAAUCCAAGAAUAGACUUACACACAAGACCAGCUGGUGCCGUCACAUGCGUCUGAUCGAAAACAAGAUUAAUCAAAAGAAAGAAAAAA
Messenger RNA from Sorghum bicolor (sorghum), 2258 nucleotides. Its product is annotated as protein DETOXIFICATION 42. The record is from RefSeq and is a predicted model, not a curated record. NCBI's taxonomy places the organism in Eukaryota, Viridiplantae, Streptophyta, Magnoliopsida, Poales, Poaceae. The transcript is spliced from 5 exons. Gene Ontology annotation, molecular function: antiporter activity; xenobiotic transmembrane transporter activity. Gene Ontology annotation, cellular component: membrane. Bases 84 to 1886 code for a protein of 600 amino acids. Gene Ontology annotation, biological process: transmembrane transport.